This is a messenger RNA of Lutzomyia longipalpis, 2431 nucleotides long. RefSeq lists its product as uncharacterized. The coding region runs from base 81 to 2348 and encodes 755 amino acids. NCBI's taxonomy places the organism in Eukaryota, Metazoa, Arthropoda, Insecta, Diptera, Psychodidae. The record is from RefSeq and is a predicted model, not a curated record. The transcript is spliced from 6 exons.
ACAAAAACAUUCCUUACUGGGUAGUGACAUAUACCACAACCACAUAAAUAUAACAAAAUUAAAAGAUUUUGCAAAGAAAAAUGUCUUACUCUUACGUUGAAUUGGAUUUUGACAAUCCCUCAAAGUACACAAUACCCCUGAAUAAGUAUCGGAAGAGGACGCAGAAGAGCACGAAGGAGCAACACUACACCUAUGUUUGCUUCCUGGAAAAGCAUCCCAGACUCUGGGAACCUUCUCACAAGAAGUACGAUCACAUGUGGAAUAAAUUGACAGAGAUUCUAAAUACGAAAGGUCCACGGAAGACUGUGGAUCAAUGGCAGACAAAUCUCCGGGAUUGGCGGUAUUCGGUUACAUUUAAGUACAGGAAGUACAAGAAACUUGGAAAGCCAAUUGCCGAUAUGGAAAUGAAGUUGUUGCAAAUUCUCGGAGUACUUGAAGAUGAAAAGUACAAGAGAAGAUUGUCAUCGUUUGAGCACAGCUCUCAGAAUGGGCAGGAGUUCACUUUAGAAGAUGAUGAGAUGUCUGGAGAUCCUCUCCUUGAGGAAGUAGGGAACGAUGAGGACACAGAAGCAAAUGAGGAGAGCGCCAUGGAUGCAACUGAUAGUGCUGCUGAUAUAUCUUCAGUGUGGUUUCCAGAGGUUAAGAAGGAAAUCACUUUGGAGACUCCAUCAGAGAGAGAUAUCCUCGAAGAUGCACAACCAGCACAAUCUGCUGAUAGACUCCAACAUGUGCGAUGGACAGAUAGGAGCAUUAGAGAUCUCCUGAACUUUGUAAAGAUGACACUUGAGCAGUUUGAGCAACCAAAUCCACGAACAUACUACCGCAACUACCUGCAACGUGAACCACCAAUUGAGCAGUUUAUUGGUGACAAUUGGCAAGCUGUUCAGUUGAAGAUGAACUCCUUCCGACAGCAGUACAUGCAGACACAGUCGUUGAUCAAACAGAAAUUCGGAAUCACAGCAACAUACAACAACUUAUCGCAAGGAUCGAGAGUACAAAUCCUAACUAAAUGUCCCUACUUUUUCGACUUGGACAAAAUAUUCGGCAAGAAGGAUCAAUCUGCGCAGGAAACCAGACAAGGAGACAGAGGGAAACUUCCGGGAGAUGAAUUUAAGCUCUCCCUGCCAUCGCAGAUAACCGUUCGCAAUAUCAAACCAAAACAGCACACAAGUCCAUCUCCAGGACCAUCUAGAACUCCUCCAAGCUCAGCUUCACAGCCAAAUGCAACAAAAGAUCUGCAGAGAACACUAGAACUGGAGCGACUUGACAUUGAAAUUCGACGUUUUGAACUAGAGAAGAAACGCUACGAGCAGGAGAAGGAAAUGGAGCGUCAGAAAUUCAUCUUUGAAUGCGAAAUGAGGAAGGAAGAGAUGAAAUUGCGAAAGAAGGAAUUAGAGAAUAAACGACGUGAAGUUGAGAAUAUGAUGCAGAUUGAGAAUCAACGCGUGGAGCAGGAAGAACGAAUUGAACGGUACAGGAUUCAGAUGGAAACUUGGAAAAUCAUGAAGAAGCAGGAGGAUAAUUUGGAUUCUGAUGAGAGUUUCGAUGAGGCCAUGAGUCCUGAAAGUUUUGACAAUUCUUCCUCAUGUGAAUCGGGGGAAGAUGCUGAACCACCCGCAAAAGUGGCGAAAGUUCAAAUGGCAAAACCUCAAUUGAGUGACAUGAAGAAGUUUCUGAAGUACCUCAAGGAUUAUCCUUAUGCAUCUGAAGGAUCUGAAAACAAGGAGGCCUCAUACGAAGCAUACUACACGAGAUUUCUGGAAACUUAUCCGGAUAUUAAUGACACCUGGCAGGUUCUUCAUCGUAGGGUUACAGGUAUGCGGCAUCAGUAUGACCUUACAAAGAAGUGGCUACAGGAGAAUGCGGCGGAUUUUGAUGAGAAUGUAAUUGAAAAAGAGGUUAAACUCCGAUGUCCGUUUUUCUAUGAAUUGGAUGAGGUAUUCAGGGAUAAAAACUUCCCAGGCCCGGAGAUGGAAGAAGGAACGAACGUACCAAAGGCAGAUGAUUCAGUGCGAGAAAAUAGGCCGAAGGUGACGCAAUUUCCUACGCUAUUUCCGACCCGGAUGGAUGAUAUAGAUAGCAGGAGGUUGCAACUCGAAAGGCAGAAGCUUCACUUUGAGACUGUCGUACUAAAGCAAAAUACAUCUUUGGCACAAGAAAAAUUCACAUUUGAAUGUGAAAUGAAGAAGAAGGAACUUGAAUUGAGGGAUUUCCAGAUUGAAACUGAGAGGAUGCAAAUAGAAAAAUCAAUGGAGGUACAAAAGAUGCGCCUGAAAAUGGAGGAAAAGCUCAAGAUGUACCGCAUUGAGAUGGAAAAGAAGGUUCGCGGAAAUGUGAAGGAAAAUUAAAUUUCCUUUUUUUUCAUGUUUCGAAAGGAAGUUUUAAGUUUUAAUUGAGUUUUAUAAUAAAAAUAAAUCAUACAUGAAGUUGA